Messenger RNA from Schistosoma turkestanicum, 3574 nucleotides. The record is from the annotation of a GenBank genome assembly. NCBI's taxonomy places the organism in Eukaryota, Metazoa, Platyhelminthes, Trematoda, Strigeidida, Schistosomatidae.
AUGGCGGCCGAGUCUAAUUCUCGAAAUAUCAAGCAACCUGAUUCAGUUUGGGAAUAUUGUGGUGUGAAUCUAACAAUUCACAACAUAAUUAUUCCUGAGGAACGUUUAUAUCCUACCCCUUCGCAGUUAGACAAGAUGGAUUAUGAGACAGAGAUUGACUUAAGGAUUAUUGGGUGUGAGUUGAUCCAAGAUUCAGGGGUUUUGUUACGACUACCUCAAGUCGCUAUGGCUACUGCGCAGGUGUUGUACCAACGAUUUUUCUAUUCGAAGUCAUUUGUUCGACAUUUCUAUGAGCACUAUGCCAUGGCAUGUAUAUUUUUGGCUGCAAAACUUGAGGAAUCUCCUAGACGCAUAAGAGAUGUAAUCAAUGUUUUCCAUCAUAUAAGACAAGUUCGAGAUAAAAAAACACCAACACCCGUCAUUCUCGAUCAAAGCUACAGUAAUCUUAAGAAUCAAGUUAUCAAGGCUGAAAGACGUGUUUUAAAAGAAUUAGGAUUUUGUGUUCAUGCCAAACAUCCUCACAAGGCCUUGGACCAUGAGAAUAACAAAACCCUUGUACAAACUGCUUGGAAUUACAUGAACGAUAGUCUUCGAACUGAUAUAUUUGUACGUUAUCUUCCGGAAGCUAUUGCAUGUGGUUGCAUUUAUUUGGCAUCAUGUAAGCUCAACAUUCCACUACCACGCCAUCCAGCUUGGUGGGAAAUGUUUAGUGUGAGCGAAGAAUCGGUACACGAAAUUGCCUUGUGUUUACUGCGUUUAUAUGCUCGUCCAAAGGUAGAUGUUGGAAAACUUGAGUCAAUAUUAGCUCAACUCAGGAAAUCCCAAGCAGAAGCAAAGGAACGAGAAAAUGAGCUCAAAAAACAACAGACAGUAACAACAUCUCCAAGUACCCGAUCCGACCACAGUUUCGGUUAUAUCUCACCUCCAAAUCAUUUAUCGAAAUCCAAAAUUCAAAACAAGUCUAAUGGAAAUAAAAAGCCAGUAGACAUUAAAGUUGAACCGGAAGAUUCUAAUAUUACUUAUCCUUCAAACUCGGUUUUAGCAAAUGCCUUAGCUAAUGCCAAAGCAGUCGCAGCGACGAUUACGGCAUCAAAAUCUGGCAUGACCACUGAUGAGUUUUCAAAGCUUGGUAAUGACUCGUCAAUUAUUCCACAUAAAUGCGAACUAAGUGGAGAACCAGUUUCACCAGAAUCUGCGGAAAAGUUGGCUGAAUCUAAUCAAACAGAUAAUAUAUCCGACGUUUCGAAUAAAAAGCCUGAUAGACCCGCACAAGAAAAUCCUGAGACCAAACGACGACCAAUUAUUCGACCAGCUGCUUACUCAAAUAUUCCUUCUCACACAGAAUCAGACAAAAGGCAUCGACAUCACCGGCACAAAUAUUCAUCUAAGAAGCAUCAUUACAAUUCGAUAUCUCCAUCAUCUUCAUCAACUGACCGAGAAAUUGAUCAGAACCGUUAUAAUUCAGUAAACAUGAUGACAAACAACUCCAAAUCUCGUAAUUACCGACAAAAAUUAAAUGAUAUAUCAUCCUCUGGCUCUGAAACAGGCGAUAGUUCUUCGAGUCCUAACAGACACAUGGUCACUGUGCACGACCGCAGAAAAAACUAUAAUAACAAACGUAAACAUAUCCCACGCUCCUCGUCAGAGGAUUCCCAAACGUCUUCUCUCAGUGACGAACCUCGUUUUUCCCCAUCCCACCAUAAUUUGGCAAAAACUAAACGUAGUCGUCGUCAUUUAUCACCACCCUAUGCCUAUCGAAUCGAUUAUGAGAAGUCACAUAAAAGCAAACAUCGUUCAUCAUUGCGAUCUGAACCAAAUGGUGAAAGUGGUCGUAUAUUACGCGAGCACUCUAACCAUCGUCUAGUUUCGAGUCGGCAUCGUGAUCAUCACCGAAGUCUGUUUUCACUGAGGGAAAUCAUCAAUUUGGGGAACUCAUUCCCAUCUUUUAUUCGGACUGCUUGUCCUGUUCAUAAAUCGUGAAGAUGGAUAUCUGCAGAUCCGUCCCCAAAAUCUUGUAUCAAAAUUGCAUGGAUUGUGAAAUCUGUUUUGGCUUGGGAUAUUAAUGAGUUAUGAGGUAAACUUCGCAAUUUAGACAAACACAAUGCUAAAGAUUAUGAGAAUCUCAUGUCCAUAUUUCUUCUUGAAAAAAUCAUUGGGAAAAUAGUAAAGAAUUAUGGGUUGGUGGUGACCGGCAAAUUCCAUCAUCACUUUAUGCUGGUACAAGAUGAGAUGUGCUAAUACGGAUAAUAUUUGAUGGGAUACACUAGCCAAUCUAAAAUGUCGGUUUCACUACGGUUUAAAAUUUUUUUGUCUGAGACACAGGCAUGAUUUUUUUUUUGAAAGUUGUCACCAUUUCUGUAGAAUUGUUCUCAUUCAGUUACAGCCGUUUUAGUAAUGUCAAGAUUGUGGAUAUCAACACAAUAUUAGUCACUCCGAUGAAGUGAAUUGUUACUGAAUCAUAUGAAUCUAUUUACUUAAUAGAUUCUUUUAACCACUUAACAACUCAAAACAUUCAUAACAAUUAGGAAGACGUGUUGAUUAAGGUAAAUGGUUUAAAUAGCCUACAAAUCGGGGACCGAACCUAAUACCUACAAUUAUCACGGAAAGUAUGUUAUUAUUAGACAACUGAUUGACAAUUUAGUCGUCCAGAUAUCGGGUUGCUAUAGUGAUCCAAUCUUAUUGCUAAUACUGGUGACAAUUUAAUCCCAUUAAUAAGAGACAUCCGUCUGGUACCGGAGCUAGUCGCUUGUAAGUACAUGUUUAGUUAGUCAACUGUCGGUUUUUAGCUAGUUCUCCAGAUUUUAAAAGUAAAUAAUGUAAUAAGGUAUUUUUCGAUUAGAAAAACGAAACCGAAUUCAUUGCUCAUUUAUGUAAAUUUGGUGUUAGUUUAUGACUAAGCUAAUUUUGACAAGGUUCAUUCGCUGUAUACUCAUUGGUGGUAAUUAGCUGAAUACAUACAGUAGCUUUAGUCUCUUUUGUGAAACCACAAUUCCAUACAGCAAGCAAAAAGAAACUUGUACAUCUUCGAUUGUAGAAAGUAGUUCAGAUUAUAAAAUAGUUUAAAUGCAUGAUUUACCUACUCCUGAAAAGGUUUCGGUUUCUAGUUAACAUUAACUUAUAAGUUGUAGGACAACAGGACUUUUCUCAACCACAGCACAUGUUUUGUUUUAUUUUCUCGUAAACUCGAAUAAAAUCUUUGAGAUAGCAGCGUUUACGUAAAUAUUCAUUAGUUUUAUUAAGGUAUGAUGAAUUACAACGAAAGGAACUAAAUCAGUAACACUUAUUCUCCUUUAAUCUAAUCGAUAAUAGAUAUUGUAUUUUGUCGUUGUUAUUUUGUUGCACAUUAGCAUUCAGAUAUAGUGUCCAGUUAUCAUUAAGUGAUCAGCUUCACGAACGAUUGCUACUACAAUUGUCAUCAAUCUACUAUCUUUGUUGAUAAAUCCACUUGUCUCUUAUUUUUACCAGUACUCUCCUGUUAACAUGUAGAAAUUAUGUACUUUUUCAACAAACUGAUGUUUUUUUUUUGAGAUUCAUGUAGAAAUGCAUUGAUCUAAUAAAUUUGCUAGGUUGUGAU